This is a messenger RNA of Prunus persica (peach), 2426 nucleotides long. Its product is annotated as zinc transporter 8. The transcript is spliced from 3 exons. NCBI's taxonomy places the organism in Eukaryota, Viridiplantae, Streptophyta, Magnoliopsida, Rosales, Rosaceae. Gene Ontology annotation, biological process: zinc ion transmembrane transport. Gene Ontology annotation, molecular function: zinc ion transmembrane transporter activity. Gene Ontology annotation, cellular component: plasma membrane. The record is from RefSeq and is a predicted model, not a curated record. Bases 1195 to 2265 code for a protein of 356 amino acids.
UGGAAGGGGUUGGCAUAGGUUUAUUUUUUUUCUUUCAAAAUUGUCCAAAAAAAUUAUUAUUUGAAAAUGAUUUAACUAAAAAUUGGAUGAAAUGUUAAGAAUUUAGACGAUAGGGGGGAAAUUGGCGAAAAAAAGAAGUUCAUAUCCUUAAUUUUCUAAAAAAAAAAAAUAGGGAGUCAAUCGAAAGUUAAGUACAAGUUCAGGGGGCAAAUCACUAGUAUACCCCAAAAUGUAUUGUCCAAGUGUUAGGCUUAAAAUUUUGCCACAAGUGCAGGAGCGUGUGAGAAUGUGAAGGUAAAAAUUCUAACAUUGGAAAGCUAGAAAACAUUGUAAGGACUUAUAAAGAGUUGGGCUACUCACCCCAUUGUCAAUUUCCUUCAGUUAGAAAUUGCCAACGUUUACGUGCACGAUUGACGACCUAUCCUUACUUCAAAGACUAAUGCCGAAAUGACCCCAGCUAGAUAAUUUAUUAAAUGGGAUGAAUUCUGUUCAAAAACUGUGGUUCUUUAGAUUGAUACUAGCCUACAGAAUAGCUAUUUGAGUAUUUUUCUUGUGCUAGGUGAACUGCCCUAUUCCAUAUUAUUCUAAUUAAUUAUCUAAAUGAAUACUAUUAAUUCAAGUUAAUGCUUAAAAAAUAAUAUUGAUUCAAAUUAAUGAUAUGGCCCUAGAGAGGGAAGUAAUUAUUAAUUAAGGAAAAGAAAGAAAAAAAAAAUCAGAGUUUGUGAUGGCAUGGCCUCUCCCACACAUCCGGUUUCGACAUUCUUACAACACUCGAAAUUAAUACAUGGGUUUUUCCGAACCAACCCAUUUUCAUGGUUGGUUGUUUCAAUCCCGCUCUGAAGAGAAAAUCAAUUUCUUGUCCAAGUCAAAGUCCUCCAUCAAAUGUCCUCAUUAUUUCUUCACCAUUAUCUCUAAUGCAUCCCCUAAUUCCUGCAUAUCCAUGAUUUCUGAGUUUUAAGAUUAUUGUUUUGUUUUCAUGACCUCAUUAUUUUCUUAACCCUUUUUAAAAAUUUUAAAACUUUCCUUUGAAGUCAAUGACACAAAAUACCCUACACUCUCCUAUAUAAAUUGGCACCACCCCGUCAAACCUUCUCUCAUUCUCUCACUCCUCUUCUUCUCCCUCUUGUGAUCACUUAUUUUGAGUGAUUUUGAGUACUUUUCUUCAUAUUCUGCCUACUUGUUUAGAUUUUUAGGAUGAACAAACUUAGACAACAUAGUUUCUUGGCAUUCUUAUGCCUCCUCCUUAUACUUCCAACUUUAGUUUUCGGAGAGUGCACAUGUGACGAAGAAGAAGAUGGGGACCGGAACAAAACCGAAGCCCUCAAGUACAAACUGGCCGCGAUUGCAUCGAUACUAGUUGCCAGUGCAAUCGGUGUUGGCAUUCCGAUUCUUGGGAAGACCAUCCCGGCUUUGCACCCCGACAGGAACAUCUUCUUCCUCAUCAAGGCCUUUGCAGCCGGUGUCAUAUUGGCUACCGGGUUCAUACAUGUGCUUCCGGAUGCUUUUGAUAAUUUGACAUCGCCUUGCCUUAAGGAGAAUCCAUGGGGGAAGUUCCCCUUCACUGGGUUUGUGGCCAUGGUUGCUGCCAUUGGGACUUUGAUGGUGGAUGCCUCUGCCACUUCUUACUACAGCAGGUCUCACUUCAAGAACAAUAAGGCUCGGCCUGCGGAGAGCUGCGGUGACCAGGAGAAGGCUGGAGAGCAUGAGGGUCACGUGCAUGUUCAUACUCAUGCAACUCAUGGUCAUGCUCAUGGUGCAGUUGACACCUCACCUACAACACAACUUCUUAGGCACAGAGUGAUUUCACAGGUUUUGGAGUUGGGGAUUAUUGUGCAUUCUGUCAUUAUUGGAAUUUCUUUAGGUGCUUCUGAAAGUCCCGACACCAUAAGGCCUCUUGUAGCUGCCUUGACCUUCCAUCAGUUUUUCGAGGGCAUGGGACUUGGUGGAUGCAUAUCUCAGGCGAAAUUCACGGCUCGAGGAGUUGCAAUCAUGGCUCUGUUCUUCUCUCUUACAACUCCUGUUGGAAUUGCAAUUGGUAUCGGAAUUUCAAACGUUUAUAAAGAAAACAGCCCAACUGCCCUCAUCGUUGAAGGCGUUUUCAACGCAGCAUCAGCCGGUAUCUUAAUCUAUAUGUCCCUUGUUGAUCUGCUAGCAGCUGAUUUUAUGAACCCAAAAUUGCAGAGCAAUGGAAGACUUCAAGUUGGGGCUAAUAUAGCUCUUCUUCUUGGAGCUGGUUUUAUGUCUCUGCUAGCCAAAUGGGCUUAAACUAAGCAGUCUAGGAUGUCGAUAAUUUUUUGUUCUUUUUCUUUGUGCCAUUUGCUAGUUUGUUUUUUUCUCAAGUUCUGUGUUUUAUUUCUCCAUAAUUAGCAUCAAAUUAUGUAGUUUAAAUCUCAGAAUUCUGUGUCAAAAAAAAAAAAGCAUUAAGU